AAGAAUCCACAAGACCACUACCAUUUGCUUCUUCUUCAUCUUCUCACUUUGUCAGUGCCGCCAUAAAACCCUAAUCUGAAGGAGAAGAAAGAGUAGGGGAUUCGAAUCCGUUACUGAAACCCCCGACUCUUCUGGGCAAGCUGCUCUGGAUUGCAUUCGGUUACAAGUGACAACAAUCCUGAUGGCUGAGGACUCGGCGCAGCUAAGUUCCCAACUUGCUGAAGCAACCUUGAAUGAUUCUGUGUCUGAGCUGAAAGCCGAGUUUUCUGACAGAGUUCCUAUCAAGCGCAUAAUAUCACGACCUGACGGGGGGUCUGCGCUUGCCGAGCAGAAGGUCCGGGUUGGUGGUUGGGUGAAGACGGGUAGGAAGGCAGACAAGGAUAAAUUUGCAUUUUUGGAACUCAAUGAUGGAUCGUGUCCAGGCAACCUGCAGGUGAUUGUGGAAGCUGAAAAGGGUGAUCUUGGGAGGCUUGUGCUAACAGGUACAUGUGUGGUUGUUGAUGGCGUGCUUAAGCUGCCACCAGCUGGGGUCAAGCAGAAGGUGGAGCUUAGAGUUGAGGAGGUGGUACAUUUAGGUCCAGUUGGUGGUAAUCCUAUAUAUCCGCUGCACAAGGGAAAGAUGCCCCUGGAGCAUUUGAGGGACUUUGUUCAUCUGCGGUCCAGGACUAACACCAUCUCUGCAGUUGCUCGCAUCCGACACAACCUGGCAUAUGCAACUCAUACUUUUUUCCACAACCAUGACUUUCUCUAUGUGCACACUCCAAUUAUCACCACCAGUGACUGUGAGGGUGCUGGUGAGAUGUUCCAAGUCACAACAUUGAUCAGUGAAGGUGAAAGGUUGGAGAAGGAGCUGAUUCAGAACCCUCCCCCAUCUGAAGCAGACCUAGAAGCUGCCAACCUAAUCAUUACCGAAAAAGGAAAUGCUGUCUCACAGCUGAAAUCUGCUAAAGCAAGUAAAGGGGAUGUUAAUGCUGCUGUGGCUGAGCUUAAAAGGGCGAAGGAUAAUGCUUUGAAGCUGCAAGAGAGAGCAAAGCUGCAGCCGGGAAUCCCCAAAAAGGAUGGGAAGAUUGACUACACGCAAGAUUUCUUUGCCCGUCAAGCUUUUCUAACUGUUUCUGGGCAACUCCAAGUGGAAUCUUAUGCAUGUGCUCUUAGUAGUGUGUAUACAUUCGGACCUACUUUUCGAGCAGAGAACUCACAUACUUCACGACAUUUGGCAGAAUUCUGGAUGGUGGAGCCUGAACUAGCAUUUGCAGAGCUCAAGGAUGACAUGGACUGUGCAGAGGCCUAUGUAAAAUUUUUGUGCCAGUGGCUACUUGACAACUGUUAUGACGAUAUGGAGUUUAUUUCUCGGCAAUUUGAUAAAACUUGCAUAGAGCGUCUAAAAAUGGUUGCAUCCACACCCUUUGUACGGAUUACCUAUACUGAAGCUGUGGAGCUGCUAAUUGAUGCUGUGAAAAAUGGCAAGAAGUUUGAAAAUCAUGUAGACUGGGGGAUUGAUUUGGCAUCUGAACAUGAAAGGUUCUUAACAGAGGUGAAAUUCCAGAAGCCCGUUAUCGUGUACAAUUACCCUAAAGGAAUCAAAGCUUUCUACAUGAGACUCAAUGAUGAUAACAAAACAGUGGCUGCUAUGGAUGUCCUUGUACCAAAGGUGGGAGAGUUGAUAGGGGGUAGUCAAAGAGAAGAACGUUAUGGUGUUAUUCAUAAAAGGAUUACAGAGAUGGGUCUGCCUAUCGAGCCAUACGAUUGGUAUCUUGACUUACGGCGUUAUGGAACUGUCAAACAUUCUGGUUUUGGUUUAGGAUUUGAAAGGAUGGUUUUAUUUGCCACUGGCAUCGACAAUAUCAGAGAUGUUAUUCCAUUCCCUAGAUAUCCAGGAAAAGCAGAUCUUUAAGGCUCGGGUUUGUUAGGACCAUCGGCUGUUGGCUUUUUCUAUUUUAACAACAGUAAUGUUUCAUUAGUAUUCCAAAAUCAGACCAUUGUAUACUUGUUUCUCAAUUUAUAUGCUAACAAAUUU
Messenger RNA from Argentina anserina (silverweed cinquefoil), 2017 nucleotides. Its product is annotated as asparagine--tRNA ligase, cytoplasmic 1-like. Bases 182 to 1894 code for a protein of 570 amino acids. Gene Ontology annotation, molecular function: ATP binding; nucleic acid binding; asparagine-tRNA ligase activity. NCBI's taxonomy places the organism in Eukaryota, Viridiplantae, Streptophyta, Magnoliopsida, Rosales, Rosaceae. Gene Ontology annotation, cellular component: mitochondrion. Gene Ontology annotation, biological process: asparaginyl-tRNA aminoacylation. The transcript is spliced from 6 exons. The record is from RefSeq and is a predicted model, not a curated record.